AUGGAGGUUGAUGUCGCCCGAGGUCUUGCCACUUCACACCUUAUGUGGGACCACCUUCGUCGCAGUUACGAGAUCCGUAACGAAGCGAUGUACCUCGCUGUUGUUGAGGAGGCUCAGUUACUUCGUCAGCUUGAUUCUACAGUUAACGACUUCCACCUUCAGAUGACAACUGUCUGGCAUCGUCUCGACGGUUUGCGUGCUGAGUUCUGCGGUGGUGGCACUUGUCGGUGCUGUGACCACCACCGGGACCAGAGAGACACACUUCGCCUUCACGAGUUCCUCCCUCAGCUUCGUCCGGAGUUUGAGACUGCCCGGUGUGGCUAUUGCAAGAUUUAUGGUCAUGAGGAGUGUCGCAAGAAGCAGCGCGACAGACAGGGGCGUCGUGGCAGACACUUCUCUCAGGGCUCCUCUCAGGGCUCUGGUGGCUCUUCUACUCAGCAGGGCACUCGUUCAGUGUCUGCAGCGGAGCAGAAGGUUCCUGCCAUGUUUCGUCGCCUUACUACUGCGGCUCAGGCCUCAGCUCACGGGACUACUGCUCAGGCGUCUAGUUCUGCUUCUCCUCCUCCAGGUAUAUCAUCCCCGUGGUUCCUUGACUCUGGUGCUUCUUUUCAUAUGACGCCCGACUCAACCAAUUUGUCAUCUGUGUCUUCUCCCGAUCCACCUAUUUUUGUUCGAACUGCGGAUGGCACUUCGCUUUCUGUUGCUGGGAGAGGCAUUCUUUCGACAUCUUCCUUUGAUGUUCCUACCGUUUCCCACGUUCCUAAACUCACCAUGCAACUGUUGUCCAUGAGUCAAAUCACUGAUCAUGGCUGUCGCAUAAUUCUUGAAUCUGAUUCUUGUUGUGUUCAGAACCUUUGUACAGGUCUUUUGGUGGGGAUUGGGCCUAGGCAUCGGGACUCAAAACGUCAAUGGAAGCUUGAUUGGUUGUCUUCCUUCAUCCACCUUGGCUCACUUGGCUCCCAGUUCUCCAGCAUCUGCGUCCGCUACUUCGCCUACCACUUCUUUUGCGCAGUGGCAUCGUCGUCUAGGCCACCUCUCUGGUUCUAG
Molecule: messenger RNA, 1047 nt
Organism: Miscanthus lutarioriparius
Lineage: Eukaryota; Viridiplantae; Streptophyta; Magnoliopsida; Poales; Poaceae
Source: the annotation of a GenBank genome assembly